Messenger RNA from Limulus polyphemus (Atlantic horseshoe crab), 2137 nucleotides. Its product is annotated as putative ammonium transporter 3. The record is from RefSeq and is a predicted model, not a curated record. NCBI's taxonomy places the organism in Eukaryota, Metazoa, Arthropoda, Merostomata, Xiphosura, Limulidae. Gene Ontology annotation, biological process: ammonium transmembrane transport; ammonium homeostasis. Gene Ontology annotation, cellular component: membrane. The transcript has 7 exons. Gene Ontology annotation, molecular function: ammonium channel activity. The coding region runs from base 239 to 1741 and encodes 500 amino acids.
AAGUAGAAAGAUUUGCCGACACUAACCGAUUGCUCAGAUGAAAAUAGAAAUUUAACGCACUCAGUCGUUACAGGUAUAUUUGUAAUUUACAGUUUUGAAGAAAAAAAACAUAGAACGUUGAAACUAAGAAAUAUUGUGAUAAACUAACGUAAUUAAUACCCCAUUUCUAUCGAAUCUCAUCUUUGUAUUCUGUUUAGCAGCUUAAUUAACCCAUUGAAUUGUUAUUUUGGCUCGCAGUAUGUCUAGCAACAUUAAAGACUUCAUGAAUGGCUCUGAUGCUCUAGGAUUCUUAGUGUCCACUAAAAAGAUACCGGUGCUGAUCCAAGAUCCUAUGUCGAUAUCGUGGGAUGAUGCUACUUGGAUCAUGACCAGUUCUUUCAUCAUUUUCACCAUGCAGUCUGGAUUUGGAUUACUCGAGUCUGGCUGUGUCAGCAAGAAAAACGAAGUGAACAUAAUGGUAAAAAACGCCGUCGACGUCAUAUUUGGAGGCCUUGGUUAUUGGAUGUUUGGGUACGGGAUGAGCUUUGGACAAGGCGCAGGCACAAAUCCUUUCAUCGGAAUAGGAUCUUAUUUUAUUGACGCCGAUGAGAAAGAAAUGGGAUCUAUUUUUGCUACUUACAUAUUCCAACUGUCUUUCGCUACAACUGCAACAACAAUAGUCUCUGGAGCUAUGGCGGAGCGAUGUAAUUUCUUGGCUUACUGUAUUUUUUCUUUCUGUAACACCGCUGUAUUCUGCAUCCCAGCUGGUUGGAUAUGGAGGAAAAAUGGGUUUCUCAAGACACUACACGUUGUGGACAUUGCUGGAUGUGCUUCAGUACACCUAGUAGGUGGCGCCUCUUCCCUGGUGGCAGCCAUCAUGCUCAAACCUCGAACAGGUCGUUUUGAUCAUGGCAUCGAACCUCCUCCUAUGGGAUCCCCGACAAACGCUAUGGUUGGAAUGUUUAUGCUGUGGUGGGGCUGGUUGGGUUUUAAUUGUGGCAGUACGUUUGGAGUGUCGGGUCAUAAGUGGAAGUACGCUGCAAGAUCUGCUAUCGCCACUAUUAACUCGUCGGUAGGUGGCGGAAUGGCCGCUCUUACUUUUAGCUAUAUUGCGCACAAGAAAAAAUUUAUGAUCUUAGACUUUAUCACCGGAAUCCUGGCAUCUUUGGUGUCUGUGACGGCUGGAUGUGCUCUUUAUCACCCAUGGGAAGCCCUUAUAGUGGGUACGAUAGGAUCACUGGUGGCCAAUGUUACAACGCCCAUCCUUAACAAGCUCAAUAUCGACGAUCCAGUUGGAGCUAUCGCAGUUCACGGCAGCAGUGCCAUCUGGGGUAUGUUGGCUGUUGGAAUAAUAGUUGAAAAAGAUUCACUGCUUUCAUUGAGCAAAGGCAAUGCUGGACUUUUUCGUGGAGGUGGAUGGUACCUUUUAGGAAUACAGACCUUGGCUGCUAUUAUCAUCAUUAUCUGGAGUUUUGCUUGUACUUUUCUUUUGUUAUUUACCAUUAACAAGCUGAUUCCCAUUCGUAUGUCCCUUGAGGAUGAGCUCGCAGGGGCGGAUUUUGUGGAACACAACAUUCGUUACGAAUGGAAUACUCCAUCAAAAGUCGAACUCUGCACGAUCAAAGAUUGCAGAGGAAUAAUGGAGCCUUUGACUGGAAUAACGAUGGAACCAACACCGAAAAACAGUAAUAUAAGCUCUCCAAUAAUAGACAAAACAUCUGUAAGUCCGAAGAAAGAAAACGUGGUUCAAACCAACUCCUGAGGUAUUAAGGAAAAAUUAAGUAAAUAAACCUGAUCAUUCCAGUUUUCCAAAAUAUAUAGGCUGUACUAUUCAAGAUGCAAUGAUCUGGUAUUCAAGUCACCUACAAUUGUGAUGGUCAGUUAUUACUCUGUAUAUAUAUAUUUUCUAUACAAACAAUUUCCAUAUUACUCCUUAAACUGACUGUGCUACACUUCAGACUAUAUAAAAAGAAGAAAAAAAAUGGCUGGAGGUUCUAUAUCAUAAAAAGUAUUCAAUUAAUUUAAUUCCGAUUCGAUAAAUAUUUCUAAAACCUUCCUUGUGGGCUUAAUGUACAGUAAGUGAAUCAUGUAUAGCUGUAUAGAUGGUACACGACUCCAACGUAUUCAUGUUUAUUUUAUCUGGUUCGUGUGUUCAACA